This is a messenger RNA of Trypanosoma conorhini, 2751 nucleotides long. RefSeq names its product putative cAMP phosphodiesterase A. Bases 1 to 2751 code for a protein of 916 amino acids. NCBI's taxonomy places the organism in Eukaryota, Euglenozoa, Kinetoplastea, Trypanosomatida, Trypanosomatidae. The transcript has a single exon. The record is from RefSeq and is a predicted model, not a curated record. Gene Ontology annotation, molecular function: metal ion binding; 3',5'-cyclic-nucleotide phosphodiesterase activity. Gene Ontology annotation, biological process: signal transduction.
AUGUCGGAGAUCCCUGGGCUUCCUGUGCCGCGGAGUCGAUGGGUUGAGAGAGGCGAGAGCUGCGCAACAUGCGGGAAGAGAUUCUCCCUCUUCGUCGCCAAGUCAAACUGCCCAUGCUGCGGGAAACUCUGCUGCUCCGACUGCGUGCAGGCCGAGUGCGCCAUUGUGGACGGUGAUGUGCCGUCGAAGGUAUGUAUAGAUUGCUUCUCCAUGCUUCAGAGCAACCGUCCCACGGGGCCCGCGGCGGGUUUGCCGCUGCUUGAAGUUCGCGCCGCAUCUGCACCCCCGCCCCGGACGCCGACCCCCCCUACUGCACGGGGGCAAAGUGCGGGGGUGGCCCAUGUAAGGGCCGAAGGUGAUGGAAGGAGACACGACGUUUGGGGCGUUGGCGCGGGAAGCGGUUCGUCACCAGGGCUUCAACGGUACGUGGAUGACCUUCUGAACCGGUCGGAACUGCUGCGAAGAGAGAAUGACUCUUUGCUCAGACACCUCAGGGAACAAGGGCUCGAGCUCCAGGCCCUCCGUGUGGAGCGUGAUCGGGCUGCCGCCUCUGUUGCGCCAGGGAAAAAAGAUGCUUGCAACCAAACCGAGGCCCGGCUAACAUCCGAGGGGGAUGUCAGGAAGUUGCGUGACCAGCUGGGCGUGGCGCAUAUCCGCCUGGGGGCGAUUGAGACGGAGUUAAAGAAUGCAGUGGCUCGUGCAAACUCCAGCGAAGCGAGCGUGAAGCUUCUCCAAGAACGCAUCUGCAUGUAUGAAGACGAAGUGGCCCGACUACUAAAGUCCCAAAGAGGAGUGGGAACGGCUACAGGAGAUGUGCGUAAGGAGAUGCUGUCAACGCGGCAACUUCCUCCAUCCAUUGUGCAGGACACGGUACUCACCGUUGUCCCACCGAACCCUUGCGCUGCGCUGGGUUUGGAGGUUAAUCUGCGAGAUUGGAAAUUUGAUAGCUUUGAGGUGGCUUCGCGUGUUCCAUCUGUGCUUCAAAGCGUUGCGAUGAAUGUUGCGGAGGCGUGGAAUUUUUUUUCUUCCCAAGAUGAAGCUCAAACGUGGGCAAGGUUGGCCGCUGCCAUGGAAAACAAUUACAGACCAAACCCUUAUCAUAAUGCAACACAUGCAGCAGAUGUUCUUCAAGGCGUUUUUUCUCUUGUGACGGCCGCUACCCCUUUGAUGCAUCACGUGACACCUUUAGAACUUAAGGCGGUCGCCUUUGCUGCAAUGGCGCACGAUGUUCGUCAUCCGGGCCGCACAAACGCGUUCAUGGCCGCCGUGCAAGACCCAGUAAGUUACAAGUUUAGUGGCAACGGCAUCCUGGAACAGCUUCAUGCAGCAACCGCGUUCGAACUAUUGACUGUGCCCGAGUUUGACUUUACCAGUUCCAUGGACAAUGCGUCGUUUCUGGAGUUCAAGAACACUGUGACACACCUCAUCCUACGCACAGAUAUGACGCUGCACCGUGAGACUAUUGCGAAGUUGGGGGCAAAGGUGGGGACUGGCGGCUUGGAUUGCACACGUAAAGACGACCGUUUGGAGGCCCUUUCUUUUAUUCUGCAUGCCGCUGACAUUGGUGCACCUUCCCGUGGCGUGGUCAUUGCAAAGCGGUGGUUGGUGGUGCUGCAGGAGUUUGCUGAUCAGGCGGAAGACGAGCGUCGUCGCGGUCUUCCAGUGACGCCCGGUUUUGAUAAAACGUCCUCGGUGGAGAGUUCGCAGAUUCCUUUCCUCGACUUUUUUGUUAUCCCCACCUUUGAUUUGCUGCAGCAGCUCUUUCCGAGCAUUGAGGAGCCCCUGCACAACCUCCGCAAGUUGCGAGAGGUGUACGCCGCGGCGGCAGGCGUGACGACGCCGUUUCCCCCUCCGGUCAACUACCGGAGCCGUGAGGAAAAGUUACAGCGCAUGGAGGCGGAGCUCGCGGAGUAUCGCAGCCGUGGAGGGGAGAUCCACCGCCUUUUGGAGGAGGUGAAGGCAGCUGGUCUCAGACUAAGGAAGAAGUCUGCCGCCUUGAAAGUGAAGGAGGCGGAGCUGAGUAGCCAAAUGAAGUGCAAGGGGCAGGGGGAGGGGGAAUGGAGGCUUGGCUGGGCAAAGGCAGAGGAUGAGUUGCCGAGGGAACGGGAGGUGGCGGGGCUGCAAAAAGUGCCUGGCGCACCCCUGGCGACCGGGGGCGGUGACGGACUGCGAGACCAACUGGGAGGCAGUAGGGAAACGAUUGAGGCGUGUGAAUGCGGCGUUCAUGAACGGGAAGCGGCGUUGGCGGUGGGUGUGAGAUCGGUGGAGGUCGGAGAGAAAAGGUUGGUCACCUUUCCAGAAAAACUUGCAGGAAUUGCAGAGAGGCUGCAGGAGGAGCAGAAGCGCAGCGGAGAAACUGAAGGGCCUGCCUUUGCCUUUUCCCAUCGUCAAUCCGCGCUCGUGUCGACGGGGGAUAUAUCCAGCGAUAUGGCACGCCUGUCGUUGACUCAGCACGAGGCGGAGGAACGUCUUGCAAGGAAAUACAACGAGGUAGAUGAGCUGCUUCUAAUCGUACGAGCCAUGCGCAUGGAAUGUGCGGCACGAAGCAGUACGGACGUUCGGCGGCGGGCACUGUCUGCGACGCUUGCGGAACGUGAGGCGGCGAUCGCCGAGGCGGUUGAGCUGUCGCGGCAACGUCGUCGGCAUGUAGAAGAGGGAAAAGGGCGACGCCCCACUGCGACGCAACUGGACCGAUUGGAAAGCGCCAUCUUCCAGCUGAAGGCAGCCAUCACUUCGUUGUCUGAACGGUGA